Molecule: messenger RNA, 8185 nt
Organism: Anopheles maculipalpis
Lineage: Eukaryota; Metazoa; Arthropoda; Insecta; Diptera; Culicidae
Exons: 10
Coding region: 1-8181 (2726 amino acids)
Source: RefSeq, a predicted model, not a curated record
AUGAGUAGUAAAAACAACGAAGGAAAAACAACAACUGCUUCUGUUUAUCGCUUGUUGCAGAAUCCGGCCCCGAUAUCCAGUGGAGCAAAGCUGGCCCAAGUUCGGGAUAAUGCCACCAAAGGAUGCAAAGCAAAUUCCAAACCUGUCGCAGUGGAAUCUACCCCUGCCAACGGCACUGCUCCAGCGAAUGUUGAGCCAAAGCAACGAAAAUCGAACGGAAAAGUGUCAGACGGUGUACGCAAUCCAUCCAAAUCGCAUCGGAAACUCAAUGGACUGUGCGGUGGUCCGGCGAACGGUGAUUGCCAGUCACACCGCGAGACACCACAGAAGCGGCUAAAAAAGCAUCGAACACAUCGAAGGAUUAGCAACUUUGAAAAGUUUCUGCUCGAAAUUCAACACUCGCACACGUGCGGACGUGGCACGUCGUCCAAGGUGCGGCACAUCGAUCGUGAAGAUCGUCUAACACCGCUCGAACCAUGGCCAAGCAUUAUCUGGAAUCGAGAUUUUCUCAUCCCGACGCUACUGCAAGCAUUGGCCCAGCAGCACGGUCGAAAAAUUCCGGAUAUUGAGCAAAUUUUGCGUACGGUUCGAUCCGCGUGGAAUACACCGAAAUCGCAACGAUCGCAUCUGCAAAGCCAAGACAGCCGCGAAUCUUCCGCCUCGAACUGGGACCUAUCGAGCUUGUGCGAUAGCUGUUGCCUUAACCCAGUUUAUUCAAGGAUGGGUGCAGGAACGUACGCCAAUGCCGCCAGUCCCGGGCCGGGAUUGCUACGGAGGCGCUAUUCGGUGCCGGAAAUCAUUAUGCGCAAGCACACGCUGGCACAGCAGAAAACCGAUGAUGAAUCCCUGUGGCUGCACCAUGACACCAAUCACAAUGUGAUCGAAGUGGUGGUGAACAAACACACCGGCACGGCUUCGGCCCGAGGUUUACUGAACGGACGGCUUAGUGGACCACGGACACCACCGCACCGGAAGUCGUACGGUUUGCGACACCACCGGGACCGGGACCACCGCAGCAGUAGCGUGGAGAGUGGCGCUGGAGGUGUAGUAGCCGGUGGUGGAGAACGUGGUACAGCUCACGAAUGGUUGGAGGGGACGAUACCGACGGGACCGGGAACGCUCAUCGCAACCGGUUCGGAUCCGAACCUGGCUGCAUUGAAGCAUCGGAAUCUAGCUGGCGGACGGUGUAGCAGCCCGCUGUGCAACGGUAUCGGGUCAAGCCGGGCCGUAGCCACCGGGACCGGAGGUAGUUUACGAUCUAUCCACAAUAAUUCUCUCAGUUGCAGUAGCUCUAGCAGUGUGAACGGUGGACCCCUUGCCAACAAUGGUGGCGUUGCUGGUGGUGUUGGUGUUGGUUGUGGUCAUCAGCAGCAGCACUAUCCCGUGGUGCCUUCGUACCGGGAAGGAGAAUAUUCGAUGCGAAAGACGACACUGUUGCGGCGCAUGUGGAGCCGUGAGUUGCGGCGCUACGAACGCUCCGGUAGCUGGUCGCCACCGUUGCGCAGGACGCCGCCCCGCAUCUACAGCGUCGAAAGCAUCAUAGCCUCGGUCGAAGGCCACCAAAGUCCAUCGCGUGCGGACGAUAGCGAGAGCGUGCUGGGGGAACGCGUCGGGUCGGGCCGAUCGGGCAGCAGCGGGAGCAGUGUCGGUAGUGGUCGUUGCGCUACCACGGCAACGACGGCGACGACCGACACGACCGGUACGACCUCGUGCUUGGAGUGCGCCAAGCUCGAGCGUCAGUACAACGGUGACUUCGGUACGGUCAAGAAGUUGCUCUCGCGUACGGAGACACAUUCCCGCGAUAUCGACUGUUCGGUCCAAGCUUCGGGUGACCAGAGUCCGGUACGUCCGUCCGUCUCUCCUGCUCCGUCCGAUCCGGCCACGGUCGAUGACCGGCGGCACCGACGACGCAUGUGUUCCUCGCAAACGGCCGACCUUGGCGAAUCGGAGCCGACCAUCAUACUGGCAGCGGUUUCGGCUGCGGCUACAGUUCUUGAAGGUGAGCAGGUGGCUGACGACGACCUCGAGGACGAGUAUCCUUCGCACAGUAGCUCAGUAUCUUCGAUAGCGUCUCAAUCGUACCGCGUGUCGUCUGCAACUCGCGUCCGCCACGACAACGAGAGUGAUCUGAGCGAGUUCCUGCAGCAGGAACGUUUAGCUGCUGCGGAUGGCGAUGGGGUUGAUCGCCCGGGUGCUCGGGAAGUUGCUUCUGUCCGCCCUGGUAGUGCUGGUGCUAGCGAUCAUCCUCGAGAACGUGCUCCGGCUGCUAAUGGCGCUCCAGGAGCAACAGCAACAGCAACAAGACCUUCAGAAGAAAUUGAACCUGCCGAGUCAGUCGGAGCAGUAGAGGAACAGUUUCCUCCCGGUAGUAAACGUCGUCCGAGUGUGGACAGUAGUAUUGCUGCAAGUGCUGCCCUUUCAGAGGACUCUGAUUCUAGUGAAGACGACAUUAGUGACAGAAAGGUUGACGACGACCACGGUGUUAGUGAAGAGGAGCGUGCCCAGUUGGAUGAGUACAUCUCCGGGUUGCUGUUAGACAAUCUGAACAAUCUUGCGGACGCGAAAGAGCUCGUACUGGCCACGGAUACUCGUGACGGUGAGACGGAAAUUGUCGGUGUUUACAGUGAGCGUCGUGCACAACUAAGAGAUCCAAAACCGACGGAAUCCGAUCGACAGAAUAAUAAUCAACUGCCUGUCGCACCGGAAACGCAGAACGGCGGUUGUGGCGCUAUGAAACAAAAGCUUACGGAAAAGUACAUCGGUGAUGGUGGUGGUGUGGUGUGCAAUUCUCCUCCCCAAACGGACAAACAUAAACUUUCGCCCAAGCUCGAUGGUGGCGAGGGUGCAGAAUGUGAUAAGGAGAAUGAGGAAGACGUUGCUAACAACAACAAAAGAAACAGUAAUAAUAAUAAUAACGACAGUGUGCCAGCCGAGCGCAAUCAUCGUCGACAGAAGACCCGUUCGAAGGGAAACGGAUUCUUUUUACGAUCUGGCAGUAGAUCACCUCGCCCGAUCGAUCAUACCAUCAGUGGCGGUGCGGCUGAGAUAGAUUUGAAUGGCAAGUACUACUUUCCGGCGUACGGUCUCGAAACGGAUCCGUCCGACAAUACGGACAUUGCGUCAGAACCGGAAGGCUUGGUGUUGGGCAAGAUUGGUACGGGUUCCACGUACGAUCGUGGAUCGGUGGUAGUACCGCGCUUUUCCGCAAUGCCACGGACAGAAUCGAUGGAAGUGCAACCGUCAUCUACCAAUUCGGCCGAGGACGAUAUCGAUGGAGGAGGAACUGCUGGUAGAAGAGAGGAUGAAGAUGAUGAUGAUGACGAUGAUGUCGAUGAUUCGGAUGCCAGCAGUUUGGUAGACAGUUUGGAUGGAUUUGGUUCGGCCCAAUUGAUGGAACCGAUACCUCGAACAAGGAAGUCUAAACACCCGAAGCCGGAAGCCGUGGAGUCAACCACAAGCUCUACCGACCGAUCGCCAAGGCAUGAAAAGGGUGAAGCAUUCUUUGUACCGAUCCAUGCUGAAACGACAGCCGCUUUAAGGAUCGACGAGCGUGUGGUCGUAGCCGAUACGAUGCCACUGCGUAUAAAGGAACGGUUAAACAACCGUCGACGAUUGAUGAAGUGGAAACAGGAGCAGGAGAAUCUCAAGAAGCAGCGCAAAAUGAUGCGACUAAUCGAACAGAAGCGAUUCUACGGUGAGCCGGCCAUACAGGUUAUCAGCACAAUCGACAAGGCAAUCAGCCGUAAGGAAUAUAUUCCGCCCGGUGCUAAGAAGAGUGUGUUUGGUGGUGCUGCUAGUACUGCGAUAGUGCGUGAUACGUCCACCCCUUCUGCUCCUACCCCGUUCCGUGCGAUGAAACCAAAAAAGCGUGUUGGUGGAGGUGGAGCAGCAAGUUCUGGAUCGGCUCUACGGUCCGAGUUGGGCAUGUUGGAGUCUUACAAGAUCGAUGGAAAAGGCAACAUGCAGAUACAGAGCGCGGCUACGGGGCCUGGUGGACGAAAGGGUGGAGGAGGAGCUGUUGCCCCACCGAUAGCGUCAGCCAAGAGCUCAUGGGGUAUGACAGCCGACAAACGACAGGGUAAAGCACCUCAAACACAGUCUACCGCUUCGACCACAGUGGGUAGUUCGGGACGUACGAGUACGGGGCGGACAGGUACGGGUAAAGCUCCACCAGCCGCUGAUGGACGGCGCCGGCAACAGGUGUUGAAGGAUGUACAGCAGAUGACGUUGUACCCGCAGGCGGACCUCACACCAGAUAUUGAGGGUGGACCUCGCCGUGUUUACCAGAAGACCGAAAUCCAGGAAGGUGAUAAGCACAUCGAAAUACUCGAGAUAGUGGAGUGUGCGGACAGUGCUCCGCGUAAUCGCCAUGGUGGUGGUGGCAGGGCAGCCCGUGUCCAUAGUGCUGGGCGUCGUCACGAGCGUGGUGGUGGAGGCAGUGUUAGAGGCGAAUCGGGUAGUAGACAUCGGUCGCGCAUCCCCGUACCGAUCUACCGAUUCGGACAGUACCGUCGAAGUACGCAUUCGCGUGAUGGGAGUCCUCUCUCUACGGGCAGCAACCCAAAGGUAGACCGAAUGAUUGCCGAUUUGCUACUGGAGGCGCUUACCAACCCAGAAGAGGUCGGUGUGAAGUUAGUUCGAACGCCGGAAACUCUACGCGACACAUCUCGAUCAUCAUCCAAAUCCAGACCAUCCGGUGCUUCCACAUCAAAGAAAUCGGUCUCCUCUACCAGUAACAGCGGCGGUGGAAGUGGAUCCGGUAGUAACAACAACCUGUUAACUCCGAGGCGCACCGCCAGCGGACGUUACACACAAAAGUUUGAGGUCAUCCCAGAGGAACGGUCCAGCGUAUCGAUCGAAUCUUCCACCGAGGAGCUAUCCACUGGCGGUGGUGGUGGCGGCCGUAAGAAGGGUCCACAUCCAUCGCCACGCCGUGUUAGUUUCGAUGAAAACCAUCAAAUAUUAAACCGAGACGAAUUGGAAGCACCGACAGUAACGACACUGAUCGUUCCGACUCCUUCGUCCAAACGGCAGCCGGUAACGUCGUCUCCCGCGAAAAGUCCAACCCGAAGCCCGAAGUCGGUGAAAAAGCAAGGCACGGCUACGGUAAUGACCAGCGCGGGCAACACUGGCACGACCAACACCAACACCACAAUCACGACCAGCCGAGGCAAGGCGGCCAUCCAGAGUGACGUGAUCGAGGAGAAGGGAUGGAUCGGGUUCAGUACCCAGCACGAGGAUAUGGCCACACCGGUCCACAACGGACAGGAUGAUGAAGACACAAGACUCCACAUCGUGCCGCGUGGCGCACUAGAGCAAACUCCUUCCCGUAGCCCACCGCACAUCGGUAGAAGUGUAGUAAGGACGAUCACCAUCGGCAACUGUGUGCCGGAGGCGAUCGAUCAUCAGCACCACCCGCGGGCCCGCGUACCCGACCAUACGACAGUCGUUUCUAACUCCUCCCACGGUGCUGACGAUUCUGGUCCCGUUCACAACACAAACGCUGACGCUACCGAUGACAUCGGGGAUUCUUGCCCAUUCUCCUCACCACCAGACUCGUUCGUAACGGACAGUUUAAACACGAAGCUAACGCCUGUUUCGGGACCCUCCUUUCCUUCACUGCCCUCGUCGGCAGCACGAUGCUGCGACACAAAUGCCGAAAAAGGCCAACAAGCAAGAAGCGAAGAAAAACAUUGGAAUGGCAAACAAGAGGUGGGGGAUAUGGUCCCGUACCAUCAGCAUCACCAUCAUCACCACCAUCGACUACCACCGGGACCAUUCCAGCAUCAGAUACGGGAAGAAAAUGCCUGGCAGGUGUUCCAGACGGGUGACUGUAAGGUGAUCCAGUCGAAGAUCGAGUACUACGAAACGUCCAUCCACCGGACGCCCCUUACCGGUGCUGAUGGUGGCGAGUUCUUUGCGUCUGAAUCGACCGCGCUCUGCCCACAUACGGCCCCACUCUCAACGGCGGACUCGCUAGAAGAGAUGGCUCGAGCGAGUACUGCGGGCUCGUGGCAUCGACAGCGUACCACCAGCUACGGUCCUGGUUCAGAUGCACCUCCCAAGACUUCCGAUACGACAUGCUCCUCCUGUUGCUUCUGCAAUCCCGAGCUUCACAGCAUGAAGUCGAUCGCCGAUGGGUGUUUCUACUGUCGGGCUAAGCUGGGACAGUCUCCGACGCGAAGUUUUCCGGCACCUCCAACACCUCCCAAUAUACAGACCUCGCCCGUUCCACCAUCACCACAGACACCGAUCACAGAGCUUACACCGACACCGUCACUGCACGAAAUAACCGUUCCGGUGCGUAAGAGUUCACUCGCUCGAUCAACCGGGAAAGAGGUUAAAACGAACGACCCACCAAGUGUUAAACCUCGCGAGGAUGCUCAGACUAAGAGAGGUGAUGUACCGACUAAACCCAAACAGGCAAAACCUCCCCCGGAAGUGGUAAUGGACAAAGGAAGCAAACGUUCCACUGCUAAAUCUUCCACCGCUGCGACGAUAUCUACGGUGACCGGUAGUGAGGAAGGACCUCAGAAGCCACUGCCACCGAUACCAAGUGCCGGAACACCGAAAAUGGCACGCAAAAAGCCAACCGAACUGGGUGGUGGUGGUGGUGUACUGAAUCGACCCAAGUACACGAACAAUCUGACCCGGGCCAGUACCGUCGUUCACUCGGUACAGAAGGAAAUCAAAAAUGAGUUGCGAGCACCAAUCCGUCUAUUACCCAAGACAGCUAAGGAGGUAAACAAUCGGAAAGAGAAAGAACGACAAAUUGGGCUGAAUCUUCCAAAAGACUACGAUUGUCGUACACGGCCUACGAAUGUCGUUAAGGUGCUCGAGGAUGUACCAAUGAUGGUGGCAGGUGGAUCGGCUGAAACGCACGUUUACGACAAUGAGUCGAGUAGCUCCGAUACAUCCGAUGGUGACUCCACACCGGACAGUACUCCUAACGUUAGUCCAUUCAAGCGACCUAACCUUCAGCAGACCCAGCAGCAGCAGCAGCAGCAACAGUCAUUACAAUCCACUCAACCGCCAACGGCGGCUACACGUUGGAAAACGAAUAGCGAACGUAAUCUAUCCCAGCUAGCCAUCCAGAAGCUGGUCAGUGCUAGCCGAUGGGGCAGUAAAUGGCGCAAAGGAGGCAAUAGAGAGUCGCAGCAACUGGACGCAUCUGAUAGGAAUCGGCUAGGAGAGGAAGAUGAUGAAGUAAUGGCAUCGGUGGUGGGCAGUUGUAAUGAGUUGAGCCCACUAAAAACGGGCGCUACAAGUGGUUGUGGUGGUGUUGGAACAGUGGGCUCUACGGCCGGUACGACGACAACCUCGAACAUCAUCAGUGGCAUCUCACAGACAAGCUCUAACCAAGGCUGGACGGUGACAGUGGCCGGUAACUACAAUCCUGAAAUGGCACCGGACGUUGAGAUGAGGCUUAGCUUCCCUAAGGGUGGAGCUGGUGGCGGUGGAAGUGGAAGCAAGUCGGCUUUGACUAGCUCGGCGGCUACUUCCACUUUACGGCAUGCACCGGACACAUCCAGUGGGAGCUACAGCAACUCGCAUGGACCUUCCGGGGCGGUAAGGAAUCGACAUCCGUAUGCAGAAGGAGAUGGUGAUCAUCUCGAUGGUGGUGGCGGAUAUCUUGGUACCAGUAGAAGUACUUCCCGGGCAGGAGCAUUACCUCCAACCUCAUCCAAUGUACCGGGCACGCUGAAUCCGAGACGCAACUUAACUCGCUCCGAUGGAACAGGUGCUGGUAGUACCACAAGCAAGGAUUAUCGUCUUCCGAAUGUUGGCUCAACGCACAACAUUCUGGCAAGACCAACGGCAAGGAAAGCGAUCAAGACGGUGGAAUGUAGUGUCGUGGCGUCCGCAACUCGCACCAUCGCGAACAGCUACCAUCAGCUGUCCCAUCAGCAUCAGGCAGCCAACAACAGUGGACCCCAUCAGCAGCAGCAACAUCAUUCACGUGUUCCACCGAUAACAACAGUGCGUGGUGGUGGCCGGCCACGACCAGGCAACCAGCUUCUUCCUCAGGCUUCCGCACAAGUACUCCAUCCCACAUUGCAAAAUGGGAGCGGUGGAAAGUUCCUCUCAUCAUCAUCCCCUUCACUAGUGUCCCAACAGCAACAUCCAUCGCAGCGCUUUCACCAUACCGAACCAUCAUACCAUCUAGAAGACUACGGGUAAUUGU